AUGGCGUCAAUAAAACCAGAUCACACAGUAGCUUACAAGAACGUGGGCUCCCUUGAAAUUCCAAUGGACAUUUAUUUGCCGGAAAAGGCAACAAACGCACCGGUCUUGCUAUGGUUUCAUGGUGGUGGUUUGCUACAAGGACGCCGCGAUUUGAUUGCGCCUCAUAUGCGGCGUGGUGUACAAACUUACGGCUUCGUUUGUGUCUCAGCUGACUAUCGUCUGACACCACAAGUUAGCGUCGGAGAAGUCUUUGAAGAUGUGAAAGACUGCAUUCAAUUCAUACGUAAUGAUAUCUCAGCCAUCCUAGGAGAGGGUGUCGUUGAUGGGUCUCGUAUUGCCGUGUCUGGAAGCUCAGCAGGAGGAUUUCUCACUCUUCUCGCUGGUCUCUACAUCGAUCCCAAACCGCAGGUUAUCAUACCCAUCUACCCGAUCACGGAUCCUCUAGGCACUUUCUUCACAACCCCUCAGCCUGCACCAAAUGGACGGUAUUCUGCAACUAAAGAAGAAAUGGCGCCGUAUCUCGACGUCAACGCACCACCGACGGUCAACUGUGGGAAAGUCCCGGAUGAUCCCCAAAGCCACAUGUAUGUUUACAUGUUGCGAACAGCGAGUCUAGCGCAGCUCUGGGGUAUAGGAGAGGACGAAAGUGCUGCAGCCCCUUAUCGGGUAUCACGCAGAAUUUAUGAGCACGGCUUGCCUCCGGCGUACAUUUUGCAUGGAGAUGCAGACACAGCCGUUGGCGUGGAGCAGUCAGAUGAAGUAGCCGGUGCAAUGAUGGGAUGUGGAUUGACAGUCGAAUACGAACGCCCUCAUGGUGAGGACCACUUUCUGGACAAUGGAGACGACUACCAAAAUAAGCGUCUCUAUGAAUUCAUCAUGCGAUAUUUGUAA
Molecule: messenger RNA, 891 nt
Organism: Talaromyces atroroseus
Lineage: Eukaryota; Fungi; Ascomycota; Eurotiomycetes; Eurotiales; Trichocomaceae
Exons: 2
Coding region: 1-891 (296 amino acids)
Source: RefSeq, a predicted model, not a curated record